AUGCGAGCGGAGUUUACCCCUAUUGUGCGCGCUGCGGAGGAAGCCCCGGAGCACAGUCUCGCCAAGAGGGUCGUAACCUGGGGCGACGAGUCGGAGGGCGAACAAAGCCCAAAACCCCCGAGGGGUAGAACCAGCGGUCGCUACUCCCAACAACCAGCUCGUAACCCGAGCUUCAACGUACACGGCAUUCCAGCUGCCGAUCAUCCCGGGGACUCCCCCAAGUGGAAGCCCGCCAGGGGACAAAACACUUUCGGUGGCCAAGGCAAGGAGGCCGACGAGUGGUACGAUGGAGUGUCGAGCGAGAGCAAGAAACCCCACCGGGAAAAGCCAGCAGCGGUCGAGCGCAACCCCGCGGGCAUCGCCGCUGUCUACGAGCCAACUACGGGGGCGCGUUGCCCGACGCCCGACGCGACCGGGCUCUUUGCCUACCCGCCCGACUGCAAGUUCUACGUGACCUGCUGGAAGGGCCGGGCGUUCGUCAUGCCGUGUUCACCGGGCACGCUCUUCAGCCCCGACACCCUCGAGUGCGACUUCCCGGCCAAGGUCAAGUGCUACGGCGGCGAGCCGGCCGACUUUGCCACCGGACCGGACCACGACGAUGGCCGGAGCACGGAACUACUGGUCCAACAGACCCGCGCCAAUCUCGAGGCUGGCCAACGGGACGAGCCGGUGUGCCCGGCUAACUUGAGCGGCUUGAUGGCCUUGCCGUCGGAUUGCACAAAGUACGUCCAGUGCGCCAACGGCUUGGCUUACGUCAUGGAUUGCGGGCCGGGGACCGCUUUCAAUCCCAGCUCGAACGUCUGCGACUGGCCGCACAACGUACCCGGCUGCUCGACGCCACCGGUUGACGCUCCGUCGAGUCGGAAGAACCAUCAGAGGGACCAUUCGACGGUCCACGAGUACCCGGUGCAGGGCAGCUCGGAGAGCCAACCGGUUGACUCGCAGUACCAAGGGUCCUCGGCGGCCACUCGGUGGGAAUCUCGUGUCAUCCCGGGCCAUCAGUCCCCUCGAGCCGAAGACGACAGUGGGUACACGCCCGGUGCUCCGAGCCACGAGAUCAAUGGCCACGCUCACCCUUACGGCCCGCAACAGUUCCACGGUGGGCCCGUCUCGGAAGUUGAUGAGGCCUCGAGCGAGGAGGAUACCAGGUCCUCGGAGGCUGGUUACCACCGGGGAUGGGCCUGGAGCCAGCCAGUGGGAGAGAAUCGGCCGUACGUGCCUCGCGACAGGAGGCCGUACGCGCGCGAGGACGAUGGAUUGGCGGUCGACGUGAGAGCUCCGGGUGGAGGGGACGCCGGCUGGCGGGGCAUGGGACGAGGCUUCGAGCAGAGACCUAGUUACCCCGCUCGGGAUCUUCCCUCGACGACUGAACGUGUAAGCACGACGGUGACGAUAAAUCACAGGCCAUUCGAGAGGCCAGUAAGUCCAAAUAUUUACAACUCGGACAGCGAACGGUGGAUAUGGUCUCCAUCAUCGAAAAACGAAACGAUACCAGCCGCGAAAGCUCCUAGAGGACAAAUUUUUGAAGCAGAUCGCGGCACGGGGGUUCGUUCGACCGCAAACGGCACGAGAGGCCACUUCAUCACCCAAACACCUUUGAUCUUUCAAGGCCAUUCGCAAACGAGAACUCAAAAUUCAAGAGCUUUAAACGAAAGCCUUCCCUCUGCGAGCCACCGGCAACACGUCAUGACCAUACCGCCGCGACAUCCUGUCACUUGGAGGCCAUUUUUCAACACUCCUGCUUCACCGCGACUCAACGUUACAAUGAUUACUUCCACCGGUGUGGAAAAACCUAAACCCGAUUCAAAGUACGAGAGUCCGGAAAUUUUCGAUUCCAACAAAAAGAAGGAAUUCUCUUACAUCGGCAAUGCUGACGAUGAGUCCGAUGUCCCGACUGUAUCGAUUGAGUUGGAAGAGGAGUGGAACUCAUCGCUGCCCUUGCCCCCCGAAAAACCAAGCAAAAAACCAAUUGUCGGAAAAAAAUUCAGUAAAAAACGACCUGAAAAGGAAUCACCCAGCGAAUACGACAAUUUCGAGGUGGAGGUCGAAACCGCCGAUGGUACAAGAAACACGUGGAGACCACAGAUGGUUUUUAACAAUAGAACCGACAAGGACACGGACGACAAGUCCUCAGUUAUGAGGGUUAACAAACGUAAAAAACCGUCGUUUCUAUUGGAAGUUGAGUUGGCUCCGUUUUUGGAUGAAGAGCCACCUUUCCCGACUCACUAUACUCCGGAGAAAUCGGCGUCGCUGGUCGUCGAUUCUUUUAAAUCUGGCCAAGUUACUCCUUUGUCUGGUCAGAUCAUCCGUUUGAGAGAUGGUUCCCAACCGUCCGAAGGAUACGUAGAAGUUCAAGGCAGUCAGCCAGGAUGGGGCGUCGUUUGUGAUUCUAAGGAAGGAUGGACUCUCACGGAAGCUCACAUCGUCUGCAAGCAGUUGGGCUACGCGAGAGGUGCGAUCUCGGCUUGGCAAGGCCGUCCAAAAACGUCAGUGGUGCCAAAGUGGAUAGCAGCCAACGGUGUUACCUGUCACGGCAACGAGACCAAAUUCCAGUUUUGCAAGUUCGCGCACAAGCCUCAUUGUAACGUGGAACGUGACGCGGUAGCGGUGCGUUGUCUCCCGCAUCGAGUGGCUCACUGUAGAAACGACGAGGUGCCGCAUAACGGAAGGUGCUACCAUUUCGCCGAGCCGAGUCAAGCCUUCAGUCACUCGGAAGCUCACGAGUACUGUCAUCGACGGGACUCAAGGCUGAUAGACAUCGUCGACCAGCCUGAAAAUGACUUUGUUUCGGAGCUGCUGGUACAAAACCAACCGCACGUCGACUCCAUCAUGACGUCCGGUAUGGGUUUCUCGAUAGUCAACAGGACCAUUUGGACGUGGGAGGACGCAUCGGCUGCCAAAUUCAAGUACACCAAGUGGUGGUCGGGAUGGAUGGGGGACAAGAAAUCGGUACCGCUGGUCGGCUCGCGGCCGGUAUGCAUAAUAAUGACGAGAAAGUUUCCGUGCCACAAUUACCCGGACAAGUACUGCAAGACCGACUACUUCUUCUGGGAUGUCGAGGACUGCGCCAGCUCGAACAAGGGCCACGCCUACAUCUGCGAAAGAACUUACGACGACAUUGGAUGCAUGUACGGAAAUGGGAAUCAGUACUUUGGUAACGCGAGCGUGUCGUCGUCGGGAAGAGCUUGUCUACCUUGGUCCGAUCGCGAGGUGGCUCGCUCUUUGGUCGUGAAAGUGCCGGACAGGGACGUGCGAGAUGGCUUGAAAUCGCACAACCACUGUCGAAAUCCAAAUCCCAGGAAGGAAUCGAAGCCUUGGUGUUUCACGGGUCCCAGGGGCGAAUUGGAAUAUUGCGAUAUUCCACAUUGCGGCAAAAUGUUAACUAAAAGUCUUCACCUGACCGGCACCUGCAAACCAAAACACUUCGAAUGCCUUCCCGGCGAGUGCAUCCCUUCCCCGUGGGUCUGCGACGGUCAGGAGGACUGCACUAACGGAGCUGACGAGCGCAAUUGCAGAUUACACAUGAACUUUUUCAAGAAGUACCCAAAGCGCGGUCUCAACGGCUUCGAGGUCGAGAAGUGGCUGAACACACCGGCCAAAACGUGCGCGCUGCGCUGCAAAGAGGCAGACUUUACUUGCCGCUCGUUCACGCAUCACGUCAAGAGCAACAUUUGCUAUCUGUCCGAUAGCAACAUUGGCAUGACGGGCGCUCUGACGGAGAGCGACGAGCACGAUUACUACGAGAUGCGAGACCGGAGCAUCGAUUGCGACGACAUGUUUGUUUGCGCCAACGGAAAAUGCGUCGAUCGCGGCAAAGUUUGCGACGGCAAGAACGACUGCAUCGACAGAUCGGACGAGAAGACGUGCACGGCCGAGAAGUUGGAUUACGGAAUACGCUUGGUGGGCUCCAACCUGAGCCACGAGGGCAGAAUCGAAGUCAAAACUUUCGGCAAAUGGGGUCAAGUGUGCGACGACGGGUUCGACAUGAACGACGCCAACGUCGUUUGCAAGGAGCUCGGUUUCCAGCUCGGGGCACUCGAGGUGAAACCAGGCGGGUACUAUGGUAACCUCGAUCCUCCGGACGCGUUCAUGGUCGACCAACUCAAGUGCCACGGAAGCGAGAGCACCAUACGAGAAUGCGACUUUGAAGGGUGGGGCAAGCACGACUGCGAUCCGGGAGAAGCCGCGGGGGUCGUUUGCAAGACAGACGCCGACGUUUGUCCGAUCGACCGCUGGAAGUGCGACGAUGCUCCGAUGUGCAUCCCCACGCCCUUCAUUUGCGACGAGGUGAAAGAUUGCCCCGAUGGAUCCGACGAAAGCUCCCGGCACUGCGACGCCCCGUUCGAGUUGCGAUUGGCCAAUGGCAGCAGUCCACUAGAGGGUAGGGUCGAGGUCCGCCACCACGGGAUUUGGGGAACCGUGUGCGACGACGACUUUUCCCAAGCCGCGGCUACGGUGAUUUGCCGAUCGCUCGGCUACGGUGGUCCUGCCACGGUGAAAAAGAACGGCCACUUUGGCCCCGGCACGGGUCCCAUUUGGCUGGACGAGGUUUACUGUUUGGGCAACGAAACUCUGCUGAGCCACUGCGAGCAUGACUACUGGGGCAGGCACAAUUGCCACCACAACGAGGACGCGGGUAUUGUAUGCACCGCCGGUCCCAUUCCACACGAGUACGAGAGCAUGGCGGUGAGCUCGACAACUGCGUUCCCAAUUGACAUAGAUAUCAAUGAUCUGCUGCCCAGUGAAUGCGGCAAGCGUUUCGAGGACUUCGAUCCAGACGACGAUCUUAUGUACGCGAGGGUUGUUAAAAGCUCGAUUGCUCCUCGUGGGUCCUACCCUUGGCAGGCAAGUGUACGAGUUAGAGGUCAUAGUAAAUCUAAUCACUGGUGCGGUGCCGUAAUUAUAUCUCCACUCCAUGUUUUGACGGCGGCCCAUUGCCUCGAAGGAUACAAUAAGGGCACUUUUUUCAUCCGCGCUGGAGAUUAUGAUACAGAGGCUGACGAGGGAACUGAGCUCGAGGCAAACAUCGAAGACUAUUACGUUCACGAGGAAUUCCGCAAGGGGCGUCGUUUGAACAACGACAUUGCCGUUGUUUUGUUGAAAGGUCAAGGCAUCCCGUUGGGCCGUAACGCCAUGCCCGUCUGUUUGCCCCACGAAAACUUUGAAUACCCGGCUGGCUUGAAUUGUACGAUCAGUGGCUUCGGCAGCGUCGAACCUGGCUCCAAAUCGUAUUCUCGAAAGUUGAGGUACGGAUGGGUACCGAUUCUCGAACAGUCGGUGUGUAAAUCAGAACGCGUUUACGGGACGUCGAUUUCGGAAGGUAUGAUGUGCGCUGGAUACUUGUCCGGUGGUACGGACACGUGCGACGGCGACUCUGGUGGCCCAUUAGUUUGUUUGCACAACGGUGCCUUCACUCUUUACGGAUUAACAAGUUGGGGAUGGCAAUGCGGAAGAGCUGAUAAGCCCGGCGUGUAUUCGCGUAUCGCAUACUACAGAAAGUGGAUCGAACAGAAGAUCAAAGAAUCGAUGACUGGCAGAUAACAUGCGUUUUUUUUGUAAUUUAUACUUUUUAGUCAACGUGUACCGUAAAACUAUACGAUGCGUUAUUAAUUUUUAUUUUACAUAAUUCGUUAGUAACAUUUCAACUCUUGAAUACAACUCCAUGCGAUUCUAAUUAAGAUAAUCAAUGUACAAAAUUUCUGCAAUCUGUAAUAUGUGUUUACUGUUGAUAUUUGUCAAGUAGAUCUUAUCGUAUUCUAACAAUUUAUUUAUAAAUGUUCUUUCGACAAGUAACUACAAUGUUUGAUAUUUUUACUAAUUUAAUUAUGUUAUAGAUAUAAUUAUUUAUUCGAAUAAAAAUAUGACCAUAAGGUAGGGCUGAUUGUUACAUCCCUCGUAAUAAACAUAAUGAUGGCAAACAAUUUUUAUACUGCAUUAAAAUGAUGAAAAAAAAGUAAUGGCAAAAAAUUUUUCUCGAGGUAAAAAAAUACGUUACGCAAAAUUAUUGUAAAUUUUUCAAGGUAUUUCCAAGAUCAUUCAACAAUUUGAUUUUAUAAAAAAAACUGUUGUUAGACAAAUCAAAAUAUUUUAAAAUUGUGACAAAGCGACUGGCUGCGGGUUAUCCUCGACCGAUAACCUUAUACACGCAUUUUCCAGUUUACGGAGUUUUGCAAUAUUAUGAAACUUGAAAUCGAAAUUUCUGAUGAAAGAAAAAAAACCUACGAUUAAUGUUUACCGUAUCAGCUGUUAGUACAAUUUCACGCGCAAGAUCCACGCGGCGAGUGAUGGCGAUUGCCGAGCCGAAACUUCAAUAAGUAGCCUCGAUAGCUCGGCUUGCACUUCAGUCUAUCGCUCGGCUACGUUGUUGUGCAUCAAGCGCUUGCUCUCUUUUUUCGCUUACUUUAUAUCUCCAUAAGACGAUCUCAUUGUGUGUUUUUUUUUUUUUCCUUUUUUUCUUUUUAAUCGUUAACGUAAGUGGGAUAAAAAUAAAUUAGGACAUUGCUUGAUAAGGACCGUGAUUCAUUUUAUUUGGGUAUAUCUAAGUGAAUCGGGUGUCGCGAAAAAUUUGCUUUUGGUUGUUGUUGCAUCAUUUACUAAUAUCUACGAGCGUCGAAAAUAAAGUUUGCCAUAGCAAAGCCUGUUUAUUCGAAGUACCCAAAGAAACCAAGUGCAGCGAACACAGUGAUUCAUUGAUA
Messenger RNA from Copidosoma floridanum, 6695 nucleotides. RefSeq lists its product as uncharacterized. Gene Ontology annotation, cellular component: extracellular region; membrane. Gene Ontology annotation, biological process: proteolysis. The record is from RefSeq and is a predicted model, not a curated record. Gene Ontology annotation, molecular function: protein binding; chitin binding; serine-type endopeptidase activity. Lineage: Eukaryota; Metazoa; Arthropoda; Insecta; Hymenoptera; Encyrtidae.